GUUCAACCAGCCAACAUUAGAAGAGCACAGAAAUCUGAUCAAUAAAAUGUUUCCAUAUGAAAUAACGCAUCUAGAUGAGGAAUUGAAUGCAGAAUUAAUGAAAGAUUUCAAAGGUGAGAGGAAUGGUUAUGUGCAAGUUGGCCCAAAAAAAUGGUUUUUCCCCGCAGCAUAUGCUGAACAUGCUGACAAUUUUUAUAACUUUCCGGUCAAGGAGGACGAUGUAUGGGUGAUUACAUACCCACGCUCAGGAACAACUCUGACUCAAGAACUGGUAUGGCUCAUUGCAAAUAACUUAGAUUAUGAAACUGCUGGAAAUGUCCCUAUGGAUGAAAGAUUCCCUUUCCUUGAGUAUAUAAUAUUUCAUGAUGAGAGAUUUCAUGCAGAAGUUCGUGAAAUAAAUAACAAUCAUCCUGAAGUAGAAAGAAAACUGGCCCUUUGGAGAAAGCCAGUCUACGAUUGGGACAUACCAUCCCCGAGAUUGUUCAAAACACAUCUACCAUUAUCUCUUUUACCUCCAGAUCUUCCGAACAAAUGCAAAGUAAUAUAUGUGGCAAGGAACCCAAAGGACGUGGCAGUCUCAUAUUAUCAUCACAACAGGCUUUUGAAGUUUUUUGACUACCAAGGGGACUUUGAAAAAUAUUGGCACUAUUUUCAAAAUGAUUUAUUGACGUAUUCUCCAUUUUGGGAACACAUAAAGGAAGGAUGGGAAGUAAAAAAUAAAGAGAAUGUUCUAUUCUUAUUUUAUGAGGAACUCAGUAAAAAUAUGCCAGACUGUAUCAGAAAGGUUUCAAACUUUCUUGGGAAAACAUUAAAUGACGAAGAGAUUAACAGACUGAACAAUCAUUUAAGGAUAGACAAUUUCCGAGGAGCUGUCAGAUUGCCUCAUGAUGUAAAAGGACUUAAAAAUACAAGAGAACAAGGAUUUAUCAGAAAAGGUAAAGUUGGGAGUAAUGAAGAGUACACAGGAAUACUCAAAGAGAGAGCCUCUGAAUGGAUUAAAGAGCAUUCAACAAUUCUGCCAUCCAAUUUCUCACUGAUUCAAGUUUAGAAUGAUUUUAGUUUUUUUAAAAGAUAGUUUUAGGUGUUUUGUAUUGUAACACCAAUACUGAUUGUUAUCAUUAAUCACAUGACUUUAUUCAAAGCUAUUGUUAUAUGAUUUUAGAAGAAAUGU
This is a messenger RNA of Nezara viridula (southern green stink bug), 1171 nucleotides long. The record is from the annotation of a GenBank genome assembly. NCBI's taxonomy places the organism in Eukaryota, Metazoa, Arthropoda, Insecta, Hemiptera, Pentatomidae.